AUGUGGAAGGACAAGGGCGAGCCAAGCCCCCUGGAGCAGUUGGAAUCCAAGGAGUUCCGUCGCGAUGCAAGAUUUGCACGCUUCGCACGCACCGUGGAGCUGGCAUUAACCAGCUAUGCGCCUCCCAGUGGUGGUAGCCACAAGCUUCUAGAGGUGCUCCUGAAGGAUUACGGAGGCUCAACCGAGGCGAAACGGCAGCGCCUUAGUGUCAUAAUUGAAAUAGUUUGGGAGCCCGAGGACCAGCCUGUGAAGCCCUUGAGGCAGCUCCUCCGGACAGUGGAGAACGCCUCCAUCGCCAAGGUCGAGGUGGUCGAUCGCGGAGCCUUCUCCAUAGAUGUAGCGGGCAAUGCCCCCCCACAGUUGUCACUGACACUACCAGUUCCUCCGGGCCAAGAUGGUCGGCGAGCUACGGCAGUCUGUCGGUUGCGUCGAGCCAACUCGACGACUUUCGUCGUCGAGGCGGCUACGUUGGGUGAUGCUGGAAGUGGGUACGCAGCGGACAUGGACCUCACUCCGCAGGUGGACCUUCCAGCCGGCGCUCAGAUGCUGCGGGCACCGAAGUUCACUGUGCGGGUGACUUCGCCCUUCCGUGCACUUCCCAAAGAUCGGCGAGCAGAGCUGGCUGACAGCUUGAAAAGCAAGCUGACGAAUCUCCUGCCAUCGUUCUUGCUUCCCGCUUACAGCGAAAAGCUUGGUCGCCUGGUCCCGGACCAGUCGCUUCCAUUGACUCCAGACCCGACGCCGCUGGAGGAAGUGCGGCGACUGGAUGAAGUCUUUGGGGGCGACAGGCAGCUUGAUCGAUUUCGUGCAGAUUUCGUCUUCGCAGA
Molecule: messenger RNA, 827 nt
Organism: Symbiodinium necroappetens
Lineage: Eukaryota; Dinophyceae; Suessiales; Symbiodiniaceae
Source: the annotation of a GenBank genome assembly